Fusarium mangiferae is the source of this 1584-nucleotide messenger RNA. RefSeq lists its product as uncharacterized. The coding region runs from base 1 to 1584 and encodes 527 amino acids. The transcript has a single exon. NCBI's taxonomy places the organism in Eukaryota, Fungi, Ascomycota, Sordariomycetes, Hypocreales, Nectriaceae. The record is from RefSeq and is a predicted model, not a curated record.
AUGUCUAGCACAACUAUCACCAAUAACAACCCACUUGGGGUUGCCGAGGAUUUCAACGUCAGCUCUGAUCUACCACUCCAACUGGCAUCCUCUUUACGACAGAACACAGUUUCUAUCACACCAUCUGUGUCCACGUCAGCAUCUACUGUAUCUGAAUCAUCCCAGACAUCUGUUACACCAUCUGAACAAGGAGACACUGAUGCAACACCUGGAAGCAACACCAUCUUUGGCAUUUCUUUUCCCUCUCCUCCUCCUCCCAAGACUUCAGUUGAGAACUGUGGUGGCAUCUCUGUUUCAAGCAAACCACCACCUAAAUCUGGCUGGACAGGAGAAUACUCCGAUCCUGGUACCCCCGUCAAUGGGACGUCUAAGCUUGAUUGGACAGGAGAAUACUCUCAGUCCGAUCCUGGUACCCCUAUCACCAGUAUGUCUAAACUUGGUUGGACGGGAGAGUACUCUACCUCUGGUGUCGAGCCUGAAUAUUUGAUGGCAAGACUCAGCACUGUGGCAAACAAGUCAGAGGAUGAGCCUGAUAAAGCCCAGAAUGAAGACGAAGAGACGUCUUCUGGGGAGAGCUCGGAGACCGAAAGGGAUUCCACUGCUUCCAUUGUCAGAGGUAUCAAUUCUGAGGAAGAAGAGGUAGCCAAGUUGGCACGUCAGGCUGUCUGGCGCGUGACUCCCCGCUCAGUUAUGGAAUCUCUUGACAUUAAGCAAGUCAAGUCUGGCGUGGUCACUAUCACCAACUCGGUAGCCCAGCCUCAAUCUGCUGUUCUAUGCAACAUUGAGGAUGAAUUAGUUCCCGAAGCUAGAGAGACAGUAGUAUUCUCUCCUACUGGGGCAAAUUCCACAAAAGAUGCCGAAAUUGUCAAGAGAGAAAAGACUGGUACCAUGGGUUGCAUGGCUUCCUGCAUGAGUGCCUUCAAGAUGGGUAGCAGGUCCAAACCCCAGGUACCAGUCAACCAACCCAAGCAUGCCACUCUCUUACCUGGAAAGUCUUGUCUCAAGCCAACUUCUUCUCUGGCCGGCACAGUUCUUGAUAGAACCGAGGAAGACAGUCCUAUUCAGCCUGUCCCAGCACCCAAGACCCCAAAAGGCGCAAAGGUGACUUUCAAACUAGACGAGGCAGCCGAUGGUGACGAGUCCAAGCCCAGGCCCAGGCCCAAGCGCAAGUCUAGGUCUCAUUUCAACUUCAACAUUUUGUCACAGCUCUUUAGCAAAAAUAGCAAUGAGGACACACAAGACAGGUCUGAUGAGGAAGAAAUCGAUGAUCCAGAUUCACCAUUUGCAGCACAAGACUUGGAAAUACAACGCCGUCUUGCAAGGGCUGACGUUCACCGCGACGCAAAUGAACGCACUUCUAUCCUUCGAGGCGCGCUGGACUUUCUCUUGGUUGUCUGCGAUAGAGUCGACACUGUUGCUGCUGAUCGCAACAGCGACCUCUUGAACAAGACGGGGGAUAGGUGUCUUGGGAGCUAUACUGGUGAAGAAAAGGAUCACGUGAAUCCUCAUCAAUAUGCGAAUAAAGUUGAUAAGAGACUGUACCGUUCCAAGGAGACGGCUAUGUCUUAUUCGAGAAGACGAUAG